GCCCCUUCAGCCCGUUCUCCAAUGUCCGCGACUUGCCGGGGGCGUCCGUCAAUUCCUUUUUCCGCAGGUAUGAGGUGCACCUGGACCUGUUCGGACUGAGUCCAGCGAAAAUGCGAGCCACAGAGCUGCAGUCAGUGAAAGAGAAUGGGGCCUGGACCUGGAGAUGUGAGAGUUUGCUGCGUGAGAGGGACUUAGUCACUCUCAUGGUACCUGAGGCGGGGAGAUGAAGUGCCCGUGCAAGUAUAUAUUCCCAGCUCCUGGCAUAGUACCUGGACAGUAUGAGGUGCUCACAAAGUGAACAAAAUGUUGAAGGAAAUUGAUGCUUAAGGUGGCAAGAUAACCUGCAGAACCACACGUUCCAGCACACAAUGUACUGUCAGGACUGGAGUCCCAGGAUGGGACUGUCGGAGGCCUACGAUGAUGACCAGCUUUUCUCCUUCGACUUUUCCCAGAACACCCGAGUGCCUCGCCUGCCUGAAUUUGCUGACUGGGCUCAGAAGUCUGGAGAUAUUUCCACUGUUUUAUUUGACAAAGGAUUCUGUCAAGUCAUGAUCCAUGAAAUAGGCCCAAAACUUGAAGGGCAAAUUCCAGAGUCUAGAGGGAUUCCUGUUGCUGAGGUGUUCACGCUGAAGCCCCUGGAGUUCGGCAAACCCAACACGCUGGUCUGUUUUGUCAGCAAUCUCUUCCCACCCGCAUUGACGGUGACCUGGCAGCAUCAUUCGGCCCCUGUGGAAGGUGCCGGGCCCACUUUUGUCUCAGCCAUUGAUGGACUCAGCUUCCAAGCCUUUUCUUACUUAAACUUCACACCGGAACCCUCUGACCUUUUCUCCUGUGUUGUGACUCAUGAGAUUGAUGGCCAAACAGCAAUUGCUUAUUGGGUGCCCAACAACGCACUGCCCUCAGAUCUUCUGGAGAAUGUGCUGUGUGGCAUGGCCUUCAGCCUGGGUGUGCUGGGCAUCAUUGUUGGCUUGGUCCUCAUCAUCUACUUCCGGAAGCCUUGCUCAGGUGACUGAUUCUUCCUGAUCAGAGUCUGAUGCCAACACCUUCGGCCAUCCCAGCAGGGGGUGCUCAGGUUUCUCACAUGCUGCCUGAUAUUGAUUGCUCCUUCUCAGAGCAGAAGGCCUGGGACUCCCCCGGCUGUGUGUGUGGGUGUACAGGUUGCAUCCAAGGGAACCCAGAGUGGCCUUUCUAUCAUGAGCACAAUCCUUCCCACUUCAAGGCAAUAAAUAAUUUUUAACUCA
Phyllostomus discolor (pale spear-nosed bat) is the source of this 1241-nucleotide messenger RNA. Its product is annotated as HLA class II histocompatibility antigen, DM alpha chain. NCBI's taxonomy places the organism in Eukaryota, Metazoa, Chordata, Mammalia, Chiroptera, Phyllostomidae. The transcript is spliced from 6 exons. Bases 369 to 1013 code for a protein of 214 amino acids. The record is from RefSeq and is a predicted model, not a curated record. Gene Ontology annotation, cellular component: membrane; MHC class II protein complex. Gene Ontology annotation, biological process: antigen processing and presentation of exogenous peptide antigen via MHC class II; positive regulation of T cell activation; immune response. Gene Ontology annotation, molecular function: MHC class II protein complex binding.